AACCAGCUUCUCAUUUUCUCUUGCUACUCCUUUCUCUUGCUCUCUUCCUCAGCAAUCUUCCCAUACCUAUCAAUGGAGAGUAAAACACCAAACACCAUCUCAUCUUCUCUUCGAGUAGCUAGAUUUAUUGGGAUCCCAAUAUUUCACAGAAUUCUCAACUGGGUAUUUCAGAUGCCAUAUUCAAGUUUUCUAUCUCUUCUCCAACUCAAACAUGGCUUUGGAAUCUAUGAACCAAACCAUUGGUUUGAGAUGAAAAAGCACUGUCCUGAAGUACUAGCAAGCAAGCAGGUCUUUUUGGAGGAUAAAAGAGAUGAUGAUGAUGGUGAUGAUGAUGGGAAACUACGCAGAAAAGAUAUGGAGGUGGUGAUGGAGAAGUUGGGAAUUUUUUGUAACCCAAAUGAUGAGACUGUUCAAGAGAGAUUACGUUUUAAAGAAUUUUCAGUUCUGUUUGAAGAUGAGGAGCCAAGCUUGGUAGAGGUGAAGGAAGCUUUUGAUGUGUUUGAUCAGAACAAAGAUGGAUUCAUAGAUGCAAUGGAGUUACAGAGAGUUCUUCACUGUUUGGGUUUGUGCAGGGAAGGAAUCAAGAUGGAGGAAUGCAAAAGAAUGAUGGAAACCUUCGAUACAAACAAAGAUGGAAGGAUAGAUUUCAAAGAAUUUCUGAAACUUACAGAGAACAGUUUCCAGUUAAUUCAGAGACAUGGGUGAAUUUGAAGUUAACCCAACAAAUUUCUGAAACCUAUUGGUUUUAUGGACUUCAAUAACCACGAUGAGCUAAUGUAACUCUUUU
Molecule: messenger RNA, 787 nt
Organism: Macadamia integrifolia
Lineage: Eukaryota; Viridiplantae; Streptophyta; Magnoliopsida; Proteales; Proteaceae
Product: probable calcium-binding protein CML45
Exons: 1
Coding region: 73-705 (210 amino acids)
Molecular function (GO): calcium ion binding
Source: RefSeq, a predicted model, not a curated record